Homalodisca vitripennis (glassy-winged sharpshooter) is the source of this 3010-nucleotide messenger RNA. Its product is annotated as UDP-glycosyltransferase UGT5-like. NCBI's taxonomy places the organism in Eukaryota, Metazoa, Arthropoda, Insecta, Hemiptera, Cicadellidae. Gene Ontology annotation, molecular function: UDP-glycosyltransferase activity. Bases 140 to 1681 code for a protein of 513 amino acids. The transcript is spliced from 6 exons. The record is from RefSeq and is a predicted model, not a curated record.
CAUAUUUUUCCAAGUAGAUAACUUUAUCCAAUAGUAGCUGAUGCUUUAAAUCAAUGGUUAUUUAACACUGAUAAUGAUUUUGCCAUUAGUUAAUUUAUUACAUUUUGUGGAAGAUUUUGUUAAACAGACGUAACUUAAAAUGUUCUUCUUCAUCAUCAUGGUCAUUACAAUUGGGACAUCUACAGGAGCUAAAAUUCUAGUAAUGAUGCCAAAUCCAGCACCCAGUUUCACUCGCAGUUUCCAGCCAUUGUUCCGAGAGCUGGCUGAGAGGGGGCAUGAGGUGACAUCGUACACAGUGUUCCCUCUUCCGCCACCUAUUCCAGCCAGCUACAAAGAAGUGCUUGUCGAGAAUGUUUUUAUCUCUAGUCCUCGAUUGGGUAACUAUCUAAAAGAUAUUAAAGACUAUUCCAACAGUAGUCUCACGAAUUAUGCACUAUUUCUGUGGGAGUUGGGUCUGAUGCUCAGUGAAGAAGUGUUAAAAACUCCUGCAAUCCAGGAACUGAUUAAAUCUGACGAAUCUUAUGAUUUAAUUAUUGAUAAUUCCAUAAUAUAUUUCGAACCUAUUGCCGGGUUCCGUCACAAGUUCAACUGCCCUUCCAUCAACCUCUUUCCAAAUUCCCCUAAUCAAAUCUUUAGCGAAAUAACCGGGAAUCCACUCCCUUAUGCUUACAUCCCCUAUCACAAUUUGCCGUACAACAGCAAUAUGAGCUUCUGGCAACGGGCCACAAAUACUUACAUCGGUCUUCUCACCGAUCUCGGGAACAGACUGUACUACCUGCCCCGUCAAGAUGUGAUUAUGCGUAACUAUUUCAACAACCUGAACAUGCCACAUAUCACAAGUCUUCUGGCGAGUGCACAUGUCUCCCUGUUGGACACUCAUUUACUGCUAGACUACCCUAGACCGUACCUGACAGGGACCGUUCUUGUCGGUGGCAUGCUCACACCAAAGACCAACAGUCUUCCUCAGGAGUUAAAACAAUGGUUGGACAAGGCAGAUGAAGGUUUUAUUUACUUCAGUCUCGGCUCAGUCAUGAGGUUCGGGACGUUGUCCUCUAGUCAAAGAUCAGCCAUCUUGGACACAUUCGGCAAACUGAAACUACCUGUCCUCCUCAAGUGGGAAGGUGAUAACAAAGACGAGCUUCCUACAAAUGUAAGAGCAGAGACAUGGGUGUCUCAGGCUGACAUUUUAGCACAUCGUAACUGCCACCUGUUUGUGACACACGGAGGACUUCAUAGCCUGCUGGAGUCUCUUCAUUACGGAGUGCCUGUAGUUGGUCUUCCCAUCUUCGGAGACCAACUCCACAACUUGGUUAAUCUUCAGGAGCGUGGAGUUGCCACAUACUUACCUCUUGAUCAACUCCAGAUGUCCACAUUCACAACAGCCAUCCUACUAAUGCUUAAUAAUGAAAAAGCAAAAGAAAACGCAAAAAGAUUGUCAGUCAUAGUUCAAGACCAUCCAAUGGCACCAUUGCAGACUGCAGUCUACUGGGUUGAGUAUGUCCUCCAUCACAAAGGAGCUCACCAUCUCAGGAGUGCAGUCACUGACCUCUAUUGGUACCAACUAUACUUAUUAGAUAUAAUUCUUUUUGUUCUGGUACUAAUUGUUGUUAUAUUCAUGGUUGUAAAAUACACUCUCAAACUGAUGUUCAAUUUAAUUGCUUUCAAAAGGAAAGUAGAUUAAUAAUGGGUUUAUAGAAUCGUAAUACAUUUUUUUAACGAGUAACAAAAUACAGUGUUAAAUGUGUCCUCUUUUCAACUAAUUUGGCUAUUUCAAGAAUAAGAAAAAAACAUCCAACUAAAAGAAUGAAUACAAAUUAUUUUACAUUAUAAAUUAAGUAGAUUAUUCUAAAAAUGUUUGCUCUGAAAAUCUUAUUGUAAGUUCAAAGAAAAAUGUGUUUAAUUUUUUGACAUUGGUCUAGUCAUUGUAAAAGCUUUCCUGCUGUAAACUGGUUACACAUGUAUUAAUUUUCCUCAUUUCCCACGUAAUGUGGCAACUGGUUGUUAAACAAGACGCAUUUGUUUUAUUGAACCAGAUGUCAACUAUGUAGAAAAACAAGAAGUAUAAAAGUAAAUUAAGAAUAGCUAAAUAAUUAUAAUUUUAUUGAUUGAGAUAAAGUUUGGGUUUACAAAAAGCAAGACCAUUCUCCAAAUUAACCAACAGAAUACUGUACGUCUAUGAUUCCUUGUAAUUAACAACAAGACACAAGUAGACCACACCAAGUGUCGUAUCAGACUUCUCUGAGUUUGCAUGCAGAACUUUAAGUCUAUAGCUACAUAUGUCAUUAUUUAAAAUUUAAAAAUGUCACAUGAUUGUGUGAGUAUUUAGUUUAUUUACAAAUUUAUUAAUUCUACAAUUUCCAUGUUGCCAUCAUGAUUACCCAUAAUACAAUGUAAAAUUUUUAUUACUAAUCAACCAAUUAGAGAGUAGCAAAUACUCUCAUAGUUUCAAUGUUAUUAGCAUUAGACUAUGAAUAAUAUUAGCAUGAAAACACUAAAAAUCUCACUAAAUAACAAAGUACCUAUAGCAUAUCAAUAAGAAAAGUUUCAAAACUGUUGGACAGUAAUUAUUGAACAAAGAAAUAUCACAUAUAAUAAACCAAUAAUAGGUAAAACAGAGUGACAAAUCUUGGUUGGACUCCCAGAAAAGAUGCUUCUGAAUCAUGGGAGGAUCAACAAUUUUGACUAUAGUAUGUAACAACUAGUAGUAACUAUAGUAUGUAGUAACUAAGAUAGUACCAUAAAUUACAAUUCAGAUAGUUAAUUGGUAUAAUACUAAUGUUAUUUCAUUAACAAUAACUGUAUCCAAAACUCUAAAAUAUGACUAUGGACCUUUUCUCUUUGUUCAUUUGAGAUUCUAUACCCUUCUCAAUAUUACAUAAUCAAAUACAUAAUCAAUAUAUUUGAUGACAGAAACACUUAAAUUUUAGAUAGGUACUACAGUAUAACAAUAUUAAUACAUUUUUUUAAUGUUCAAUAAAGAUAUAUUGGAAUGAUUCAUUGUACUAUAACA